AUGACGAACUUGAUGAAUUACUAAUGGAUGCUGAAGCAGACAUCAUGGAAGCAAGGUUCACCAGGGACAGAAACCCAAGAUACGAUAGCGAAGCAAAUCAAUAUGAAGACAAACUAGAGGACAAAAUGUUCAACAGAAUCUUCAAGAAGAUUAAGGCUAAACAAGAUGCUGAAGAUCUGAUGGACGAAGACUACCAAGAACACAAAUGGAUAACUGCCAAUGAGGACAUGGACUACAAAGACGAAUACGAGUCUGAACUAGACGAUGAAGAGACCAAGCAAAUGUUAGACGAACUGGUAGCUGAGUUAGUGAAACUUGGAAAACCAGACAAAGAAGAGGUUCUGUUCGAGUUUGAUGACGACGCACAAGAAGAUGUGGAAGUUGAAUCAGAAGAGGAAGAUGGUGUCGCUCGCGCAGGAGUGAGAUUCGCGGACACAGAUGAUGAUGAGUCCAACACGGAAGGAAUUGUAAGAAGCUACAGUGACGACGGUGUCGAAGUUGGAACGAAACGGGUACUUUGCCCAAGACACAAUCGAUCCUACUUCUCGCAAGGGGUAAAAAUGAGACCCACUUAG
Molecule: messenger RNA, 575 nt
Organism: Cylindrotheca closterium
Lineage: Eukaryota; Bacillariophyta; Bacillariophyceae; Bacillariales; Bacillariaceae
Source: the annotation of a GenBank genome assembly